Molecule: messenger RNA, 936 nt
Organism: Trichosporon asahii var. asahii CBS 2479
Lineage: Eukaryota; Fungi; Basidiomycota; Tremellomycetes; Trichosporonales; Trichosporonaceae
Product: ribosomal large subunit assembly and maintenance-related protein
Exons: 2
Coding region: 1-936 (311 amino acids)
Biological process (GO): translation
Cellular component (GO): mitochondrial large ribosomal subunit; ribosome
Molecular function (GO): structural constituent of ribosome
Source: RefSeq, a predicted model, not a curated record
AUGCGUUCCGUCAUCGCGACCCUCCGGCCACUGGGCCGCCUCCCCUUCGCCCGCGGCCUUGCGACUGCCGCCGAGGUCCCUGCCGCCACCAAGGAGGAGGCUCCUGCCGAGGCUGCCGCCGAAUCAUCACUUGCCGGAAGGUGGACGCCGUUCACGAAGCGUACCGGUGUCAUUGCGAGGAAGCGCGGCAUGACCGCUCUCUGGGACCAGAAUGGACGGCGCUGGCCUGUCACCGUUUUGCAGCUCGACAAGGUGCAGGUCGUUCGUCACUCGCCCCCGCCCGCCAACGACAAGAAGGGCCUGCACUCGCUUCAGAUCGGCGCGUCUGACCGCCGACCCAAGACUGUCACCGCCCAGCAGCUCGGUCACUUCCGCGCCGCUGGCGUCAACCCCAAGUAUAAGCUGCAGGAGUUCCGCGUUACUCCCAACGCUGUUCUCCCCGUCGGCACCGAGCUUUCCGCCGGCCACUUUGUCCCUGGACAAUACGUUGAUGGCUUCCAGGGUGUCAUGAAGCGUCACGGAUUCCGUGGUUUGAAGGCGUCGCACGGUGUGUCGCUCACGCACCGUUCCGCUGGUUCGACCGGUCAGCACCAGGACCCCGGACGUGUUCUUCCGGGCAAGAAGAUGGCCGGCCACAUGGGCAACGUCAAGAAGACGCAGCAGAACCUCCUUGUCCACCGCGUCGACCUCGACCUGAACCUGAUCUUUGUCCGUGGAUGUGUUCCGGGUGUCGAUGACGCCUUUGUCUCUGUCCGCGACUCGAUCAAGAAGGUGUCGUACUCUGCGCAGAAGCGCUUCAUGGACGGCAAGAACCAGGAGGAGUGGAUUGGCGGCGGUGUGCUCUCGCUCCCUGUUCCGGCUGGAACGGUUGAGCGGGCAGAGAAGGAGGGUUGGCCCAAGGUUAUGGAGUGGGCCGGCAAGGAGCAGCAGGAGUAG